AUGGGGAAUGAAGCCAAGUCCAAGUCGAGCCUACCCGUGCCUGGUGGUUGUGUGUCUUGGUGGCAACAAACGACCCGGUCAUUUCCCUAUCUCAGUCACAACGAGAAUGAGACAGUCCCCAAAUCCUCCAAAUAUGUCGUGAUUGGCUCAGGCAUCGCCGGUGGUCUCACGACGUUCCAGUUGAUCGAAAAUGGCGUACCGGCAGAGGAUAUCGUGAUACUGGAGGCAAGAGAUGCAGCCAGUGGUGCCAGCUCGAGGAACGCCGGCCAUGUGCGACCAGACGCAUUCAGAGGCUUCCAAGUCUACGAAAAAGUGCACGGGCGGGACCAGGCCCUCAAAAUCAUCGCCAACGAGCGCCUCGUCUUCGAAAAAGUCGACGAGUUUGUCAAGAAACACGGCGUGCCGUGCGACUUCAACCCGGCGACUACCUUCGACGUGUGCAUGACCAAAGAGUUCGCUGACUUCAACGCGCGAAGCCUGAAGCUCUACGCCGACGCCGGGGGGGACAUCUCCCACGUCAAGUUCUACGAGGGCGAGGACGCAAAGAAGAGGACAGGCGUCCGGCAAGCUGUCACGGCCUAUGAGUGGCCUGCUGGCUCGAGUCACCCGGCCAAGCUGGCGCAAUGGCUGCUGACGCAGUCUAUCGAGAAGGGGACCGGCUUCUUCACGCACUGUCCGGCGACUUCGGUGGUCAAGUCUGCGUCCUCCACAGCAGACAAGACGCUCUGGGACGUGGUCACGCCCCGAGGCACCGUGACGGCCGCGACUGUAGUGCACUGCACCAACGCCUUUGCUCCUCAUCUGCUGCCUCAGCUCUCCUCCUUCGUGACGCCGAACCGUGCCCAAGCGCAUGCCAUCAUCCCGCCGCCUUCCCUCAGCGGUACAAAAAUCAUGCCGAGUACCAUGUCUCUCCGUCACGAACUGCGUCACUUCUACUCCGUCGCCCAAAGGAAAGCAGACGGGAUUAUCAUCCUGGGGGCCCCUAUUGCGAGUCCAAAUGUGAGCGAGGCGGCUUAUGAAGCAAGGUUUACGUCUGAUGACUCGACGUUUAACGAGGAGAUACAGAAGGAUGCGUGGGGAAAUUUUCAGGCAUGUUUCCCGGAUUUGAGAGAGGAGAAGCUGAGGCAUGGGGAAGGGUUGCAGGGUACGUGGACGGGGAUCGUGGCUAUGACUCCCGAUUCCGUGCCGUUCGUGGGGCCAGUUGAUGGGUUGCCUGGGCAGUGGAUUUGCGCGGGAUUCAAUGGGCAUGGCAUGGCGAGGAUCUUCACUUGUGCCCCUGGCGUGGCCAAACUCAUUCUAGGAGGAGCUUGGGAAGACACCGGUCUCCCAGAAUGCUUCGAGAUGACCAGCGAACGUUUAGUGAAGCUCGAACGUGGCACUGUGGGUUCGGUGUUUGAACCACCUCAGUUGAAACCAUAG
This is a messenger RNA of Pseudomassariella vexata, 1419 nucleotides long. Its product is annotated as FAD dependent oxidoreductase. Gene Ontology annotation, molecular function: oxidoreductase activity. NCBI's taxonomy places the organism in Eukaryota, Fungi, Ascomycota, Sordariomycetes, Amphisphaeriales, Pseudomassariaceae. Gene Ontology annotation, cellular component: cytoplasm. The record is from RefSeq and is a predicted model, not a curated record. The transcript is spliced from 3 exons. The coding region runs from base 1 to 1419 and encodes 472 amino acids.